AUGACGAGGAUUUUCUGGGAUACAAUUUUUCUCAUAAGCGGUUCUCUCUUUACAUUCGGAGCGGGGCCGAGCAACACGGCAAUCGAGGCUCGCGUUGCCAUCGACACAAACUCCACCGCUGCUCCAAACAGCUCCACAGGCAGCUCUGCAGCAACCAGCAGCACCAGCACCACGACGAUCCCAACCACGACCGACAUCGGCACAGUGAACGAAACAGUCAUCAACGCUGGAAUUCCCAUUGAAACAAAUUUUUCCUUGGCUCCGAACACAUCAACCACUGGCAACAUAAGUACCUCCGCGACAACUGCCACACCGACUACCACAACUAGCGUCCCUCCUGUUAAAAAGUUUGUGGCGGCCGCUGUUCAUUCUCAUUUCGACGACUGUCCAGACUCCCACCGCCAUUUCUGCUUCCACGGUACAUGUCGCUUCCUGAUACUGGAGGAGACGCCAGCAUGUGUGUGCCAUCAGGGUUUUGUCGGGAUGAGGUGUGAGCACGCCGACCUGCUCGCUGUCGUGGCAACAAACCAGAGACAACAAACCGUUGCCACAGUGCUUGUGUUGUGUGUCAUUGGGUGUGUUCGUCAUGGUGUUGUGUACACUUUUACAUUGCUGGUGGAGACAGGAGUGUCGGAGGCUGAGCCACGCACGUCACUACGUCUCAGAGAAGCACGCAGCAUCCGGCUAUCCAUCGGAGAGUGGUACUGUCACUUAGUUCUCCUGUUUAAAAACCUGAAGAAAGUGCAUUUCUAA
Messenger RNA from Pleuronectes platessa (European plaice), 753 nucleotides. RefSeq names its product transforming growth factor, alpha (gene tgfa). The record is from RefSeq and is a predicted model, not a curated record. Gene Ontology annotation, biological process: positive regulation of cell population proliferation; epidermal growth factor receptor signaling pathway; positive regulation of mitotic nuclear division. Lineage: Eukaryota; Metazoa; Chordata; Actinopteri; Pleuronectiformes; Pleuronectidae.